Prunus armeniaca (apricot) is the source of this 726-nucleotide messenger RNA. The record is from the annotation of a GenBank genome assembly. NCBI's taxonomy places the organism in Eukaryota, Viridiplantae, Streptophyta, Magnoliopsida, Rosales, Rosaceae.
AUGAGUUGUGUUGCAAUCUUUGAUGGCCGGAUUUCCAACCAAACUCCUGACUUCCUCAAGCUGACAGUUCCCCAUUUUAAGGUGGCUAGAUCUCAUAUGCGCUUGUCUGGGAUGAGAACUGUUGACACCCUCCAAAACAUCAUUUGUGCUUCCACUUUGAGGUGGAACAGCAGAAUCGGAGGGCUGCUCGGCGUACACACAGUAGAAGACAUGGAUAUAGCAGUUCGUGCCCAUCUGAAUGGUUGGAAAUUCAUAUUCCUCAAUGAUGUCAAGGUCCUUUGUGAACUUCCUGAGUCUUAUGAAGCUUACAAAAAGCAGCAACACCGUUGGCAUUCUGGUCCAAUGCAUCUCUUCCGUUUGUGCCUUCCAGCCAUCAUUAGUUCUAAGAUGAUGUUCUGGAAAAAGGCAAACUUGAUACUACUAUUCUUUCUGCUUAGGAAAUCCUUCCCCUUCAUUGUCCCUACCUUCUGUUUGAAAACACAAUGUCGGUUACCAAAUUCAAUGCUAUGGUAUCCGGCUUGUUCAAGUUGGGGAGCUCAUAUGAAUGGUUGUCACCAAGAAGGCGGGUCGGUCACAGAGCCUGAUCUGUUAGCUGUGGAGAGAGGGGAAUCUAAGGCCAUGAACCACCCACAACUUUACAGAGGAACUUCUGAUAGUGGGCUCUCUGAGCUCAACAAAUUAAUGAGAGCAUCAGAAGCUGGUCCUAAACCUCCUGUAAAGAACUGA